Prosopis cineraria is the source of this 2311-nucleotide messenger RNA. RefSeq names its product protein IQ-domain 26-like. NCBI's taxonomy places the organism in Eukaryota, Viridiplantae, Streptophyta, Magnoliopsida, Fabales, Fabaceae. Bases 785 to 2059 code for a protein of 424 amino acids. Gene Ontology annotation, molecular function: protein binding. The transcript has 4 exons. The record is from RefSeq and is a predicted model, not a curated record.
CCUAGCCAUUGACAGGCUUUGCCUCGGCGAGAGAGAACGACAUUAUUUAUUCUCCCGUAAAAUAAAUAUCCUUUCAUUUUCAUUCUCGCUUGCUUUAAUGUCGAAGCAGAGCAGCUUGCAGAGAAGGCACACAUAGCUCUUUCUUCUUCAGAGUCAAUUAACCUACGCACUUCCAGUUUGUUUGGUUUCGGGACUUGGGAGCUGAAGAGAGAAAUGCUUGCGUCAAGAAUGAUCAACAGUUUCACUCAAUCGCUGUGAAUUAAUAGAGCAACGGUUUUGCAGAGGAGAGCAGAGGAAGUCGAUUUGUGGUUGUGGUGGAACAACACCACAGAAAGAGUAUUCGGUUUAGCGGCAAGAGAUCGAAGCGCCGUGAGAAUUAACGGUGGAUGUGGGCUGUUUUUGCGGGUUUUGAAGAGGCACUUGGGGAAGAAGCAGCUAAAUAAAAGGGGAAUUAAUCACGAGAGUGUCUGACAUGCUUAGACACUGAGGUAUCUUUCUUUUUGAGGACACGUCGCUCCAGAGAGCAAUGGGAGACAGAUGGAGAUAGAGAUUUCACUAUACUACUAUACUCUGCUCUGAUGGGCUCCUUUCCUUUUCAUCUUUGAAGGCACAGCCAUUUUCUGAGCUUCCCAUUGGACGGCUUCAUGUUUUUUGGAGGGUUUCACUUUCCUGCCCUUUUUCAUCCCAACUUUUUAAUUCCUUUUCCCUGGAGAAUCUAAUCUCAUCUCGCCAAGGUUCCACUAUUUUUUCAGGACCCUGUACUCUCUUAUCUGUUGCUGAGCAAAUGGGAAGAGCCGCCCGGUGGUUGAAGAGCUUGUUUGGGAUAAAGAAAGACAGAAACCAUGUUUCAGAGGGAGAACUCACAGAUUUAUGUCACAAUCCAACCACUAUACCGCCAAACAUCUCGCCUGCAGAAGCUGCUUGGCUUCAGUCGAUCUACACCGAAACAGAGAAGCAGCAGAACAAGCAUGCCAUUGCGGUGGCUGCGGCCACCGCUGCCGCCGCUGAUGCCGCCGUGGCAGCCGCUCAGGCUGCGGUGGCCGUGGUUAGGCUGACCAGCCAUGGAAGAGGCACCAUGUUUGGCGGUGGUGGACACGAGAGAUGGGCUGCCGUUAAGAUUCAAACAGUAUUCAGGGGAUACUUGGCAAGAAAGGCACUGAGAGCUUUGAAAGGAUUGGUGAAAUUACAAGCACUUGUGAAAGGCUAUUUAGUAAGGAAGCAAGCCACAGCAACCUUUCAUAGUAUGCAAGCUCUUAUCAGAGCCCAAGCCACUGUCAGGUCUCAGAAAGCUCGUAGGCUUAUGAGCAAAGACAAUGAAGCCUGUAGAUUUGAAGCUCGAGCGCGAAGAUCUAUGGAGAGAUUUGACGACACUAGGAGUGAGCAUACUGCUCCCAUUCACAGCAGAAGGAUGUCUUCUUUUGAUGCAACAAUAAAUAACUCUAACAGCUUCGAUGGAAGCCCCAAAAUAUUGGAAGUAGACACUGGCAGGCCUAGAUCGAGGUCUCGGAGGACCAACACUUCUUCAAUUUCAGAUUUUGGUGACGAUUCACAAUUCCAAGCACUUUCCUCUCCUCUUCCAGUCCCUUGUUGUCGUACCCCUGCUCGCCUAUCCAUACUGGACUGUCGCCGGAAUCUGCAGGACUUCGAUUGGGGGUUGACAGCGGAAGAAUGCAGGUCGUCCACGGCACAGAGCACUCCUCGAUUCACCAGUUCUUGCGGGUCUUUCAGCUGUCAGGCGACGGCUUGCAGGCGCGUUUGCGCCGGCGAUGGAUUUUGCCGGCAGUACGGGAAUUUCCCGAAUUACAUGGCGAAUACUCAGUCUUUUAGGGCGAAAUUGAGGUCUCACAGUGCUCCAAAGCAGAGGCCAGAACCGAAGAGGAGGGUUUUGCUGAACGAGUUGAUGGAGUGUAGGAGUAGUUUGAGUGGGGUUCGGAUGCAGAGGUCUUGCUCGCAAGUUCAGGAAGCCAUUAACUUCAAGAAUGCAGUGAUGGGCAAGCUCGAAAAAUCUGCAGAAUCUGGUAGGGGAAGAGACAGCAAUUACUGGCAGAGGAGGUGGUGAUAAAUAGAUGGACCUAUCUUUGUUUUCACUUUGAUGGCAAUUUGCAGACAUGCAACAGAGGAGACGAGAAUGAAGACAAAACAGGAGGAAAUUAAAGCAUCCAAGUGUAAAAAUUGACCAGUUUUCAUGUGUUGUAAAUGGAACGCAGCGAAAUGAAAUAUGCCUAGUGCAGUGAAUGCUUGUUUCCUUAGUUACAAUCAAACCCUAAAUUAUUUGUAGGCUAUGGAUGAAAGUGUAAUUGGGACGGAUAAA